Chondrus crispus (carragheen) is the source of this 1053-nucleotide messenger RNA. RefSeq lists its product as hypothetical. The transcript has a single exon. NCBI's taxonomy places the organism in Eukaryota, Rhodophyta, Florideophyceae, Gigartinales, Gigartinaceae. Bases 1 to 1053 code for a protein of 350 amino acids. Gene Ontology annotation, molecular function: methyltransferase activity. The record is from RefSeq and is a predicted model, not a curated record.
AUGCCUUGCCCUACCUUCAUCCUCCCUCGCCUCCCUACCUCCCUCAUCCAACGCUCCUCCAAUGGCGCCUCCCGACUCCUUUGCACCGCCAAAUCCGAAACGCACGCCCCCACCGCACCCCCUUUCCCCAAUGCCCCCGCCCAAGCCGGUCAUCUCUACGUUGUGUCCACCCCCAUCGGCAACGUCGCCGACCUAACAUACCGCGCCGCCGCCAUCCUGCACACUGCCUCCGUCAUCGCCGCCGAAGACACUCGCCGGACGGGUCUACUCCUCUCCGCCGCCGUUGGCCCGCGUCCGCAGCACCAGCGCUUGCUCUCCUGCCACGAGCACAACGUGCGCUCCCGAAUCCCGGACUUGCUGACUCGUUUAUCGGCAGGCGAUUCAGUCGCUCUAGUUUCCGAUGCAGGCACGCCGUGCGUGUCAGAUCCAGGCGCCCAGCUGGUCAAGGCCGCCGUGGAAGCGGGCAUGCCUGUCGUCCCGGUGCCAGGCGCUUGUGCUGCGCUUGCCGCAUUGGUUGCCAGUGCUUUGCCGUUGGGAGAGUUCACGUUUCUGGGGUUCUUACCGAGGGCAGGGGUGGAGAGAAGAAAGGCCAUGGAGAAGAUUGCUGCGCUUGAGGGUACUGUUGUGGUUUAUGAGGCACCUCAUCGAUUGCUGGUUACGUUGGACGCGCUGCGCGGGCCAGCGUUUGUAGGAAGGCAUGUCUGUCUUGCUCGGGAAGUGACCAAGAAGUGGGAGCAGUUUAUGAGGUUCUCAAGUCCUGCAGAAGCUUACGAAUGGUUUGAGGGAAACGACGUAGAACCACGCGGUGAAUUUACAAUUGUGCUCGGACCUUUGCAAAGGCCUGAGGCAAGUCGCGACGAUUUGAAUGCAUACUCUAAGGCAGAGGUUGACAUUGCGGCAUUGGCCAAGGCUCUCGUCGAAGAAGGCGUCCCGGCGAGUGCCGUCGCAAGGGGCAUUGCUUCUGCCGCAGACGUGCCGAAGAAAUUAGUCUAUGCUUUCGCAUCCAGCUGCAAGAAUUCAAUGCAGAAGAAGGUUGAGGGUAAUGGAACAUGA